Anarrhichthys ocellatus (wolf-eel) is the source of this 4419-nucleotide messenger RNA. Its product is annotated as ubiquitin-conjugating enzyme E2 G1-like. The transcript has 7 exons. The record is from RefSeq and is a predicted model, not a curated record. NCBI's taxonomy places the organism in Eukaryota, Metazoa, Chordata, Actinopteri, Perciformes, Anarhichadidae. Bases 190 to 699 code for a protein of 169 amino acids.
CACACACACACCGGCAAAGUGUAGACGCGCAUGCGCACAGCUAAAGCCAGCAGCUGAACCUUGUGUCAAAACACAGAGGGAAAUCAGCAGCAGGCAGCGCAAGAUCUCACCUCGAUUUCGGCUUUAGCUCUAUAUUUUGGGGGAAAGUAUUUGUCGACACAAAGUGAUUUCCAUUUACGUCUGCGUACCAUGACCGAACAAUCAGCAUUACUUCUUCGAAAACAACUGGCAGAGCUCAACAAGAACCCCGUAGAGGGCUUUUCAGCUGGUCUGAUAGAUGAUGAUGACAUCUAUAAAUGGGAAGUUGUGAUCAUUGGUCCACAAGACACCCUUUUUGAGGGAGGGUUUUUCAAAGCCUACCUAACGUUUCCCUAUGAUUAUCCUCUACGGCCUCCAAAGAUGAAGUUCAUCACUGAAAUCUGGCACCCAAACGUGGCAAAGAACGGAGACGUUUGCAUCUCAAUUCUGCACGAGCCAGGAGAAGAUAAGUUUGGUUAUGAGAAGCCCGAGGAGCGCUGGCUUCCGAUCCACACGGUAGAGACAAUCAUGAUUAGUGUUAUCUCCAUGCUGGCGGACCCCAACAGCGACUCACCAGCUAAUGUGGAUGCGGCGAAAGAGUGGAGGGAGGACCCGAACGGUGAAUUCAAGAGGAAGGUGGCUCGCUGUGUAAGAAAAAGUCAAGAGAUGGCUUUUGAUUAGGCGUCCGUUGUAAAUUCCAGGUUAAAGGAAAUGCCUUCAGAGGGAAAAUUUCAACAAAAGGCUUUUGCACCCCUUGUUUUGCCAGUCAAAGGAAUCGGUUGAGCUUCAACCACGUUUCUGUGAACGGUUGUCGUUUUCCACAAGAUGAGCCAAUUUGAGAACCCUACCAGCGAAAUUAGCCCCGUUUCCUACCUGGAGUUGUAUAUUUAAUUUUAUUUAUUUUGAAAAAAAAUUAAUGAUGUAAGAUAUGUCACUACUGUAAAUUAACUUGCUUUUUUAUCUGCUGCUGAACAGUUUCUACUUUAUACCAGGUUUCUUAUGCAAUUUAGUGAGUCAAGAUUGUGUAAAACAAAACACCUGUCACCAUUAGGUCAUCACUCGUCCUCCCUGCUGAAUACUUAGCACCAGAUUAAUGUCAGCCCAAACAACUCUCUGUCCAUAGAUGUGAUUAUUGUCAACACUGUCAUUGAAUCACUGCUGCCUUUAGUGGGCUUCACGUCCUCACAGUCUGCUUGUUGUUUCGAGGGACCGCUUGAGAACCUUAGAGUGUUAUUCCGUACAGUCUUCCUGAGAAAAGGCCUCCUGCUAGCAUUUUCUUCUCGCGCUAGCGCACGUCUAAGAGGUAUAAAACCACCACUCUCAAAUCUGCAUGAUCCCCCUCAAACAGCUCCGUCAUGUCUUGUUGCUCGAUGUAAAUGGAAUGGCUUACUCGGUGAUUUAAGAGUCGUGGUUUUAUAAUAUGUUGACUUGCACAAGCAUAGCUAAUGGUAACAGAAGGUUUGUGCCAACUUCUCAGGAUUAAACUAGACGACUAAAUUAGGCUUUCGAUUAGCAAACCUCUAAUAUUCCUGAGCCCUCCCGGUCAACGACCAUAUCUAUUAACUAUCACGCAGUCUGAUGUCUCUUCGCAACGUUAUUAUAAAUCGCGGACAACCAAAUACAGUCCACGCGGGUACUGGUUAACUGGCAUCUGAGCGUACCUCAAUUUAAAAGGUUCAUACAUUUGACGAGGAUUAUGGUCGUUUGAGUUCUUAAUCUAUAAACAAGGCUGAUUUUAGGGGCUCCAUGGUAGACUUAGGCUUUCUUACUUUUGCUGCGGCACAUUUUGGCUUUCGAUCAGCGUGUGGGUGAAGGAUGGUGUGUGUAAGUCACAGGACUUCGGGGUAGAUUGUCGAGCUCUUUAAUUCUAUCAACGUCUUGAGUUGUGAUUGUUUCAUACCUAGAUAAUAUUUAUCACCUUUUACUUAAUCACUGAAUUUGGGUUGGAAUUCUUGAUAGACUUGAAGUGAACUCACCACUUAGCAGAGAGUAUAAAUAAGUGUUCUGAUGGGGAAAAAAAUGAACACAAACCCUGCAUCUAGGUUUUAUUUUUUGAAGAAUAUACACAGUCGUGUUCGGGUGGAGUCUGGAAACCAUCGGCUUAAUUUGUUCACUUUCAUCGAUGGUGUUGCCGACCGUUGAGCCAUUAUGGCAUCUAUUCUGAAUUAUGUUAUACAUGAUUAUGGUCUGUGACUGACAUUGGGGAAAAAAAAUGGCUCACCAUCUUUUGGCGCAUGCAAUCAGGUUUGAAGGAGUUGGGUAUGUCAAGAUAUGAUACCAUUUGUUAGUACAUUCUGGGUGAAUGUGAUGUGUACAGUUAGUAGACUUCUGUAGACUUUACGAUCACAUAACUGCUGUUGACAUUACCUUUUGAAGUCAGAAUUUUCUAACCUACCAUGACCUCCUCUGACCGGUGUUCACUGUAUUUGCACAGAUUCGGUGCGUUUGAAAUGUCAUUAAGCAAUACGCUCUGAAAAUGGUGUGUCCAGGUAAUCCACCCUAACGCCAUUAUUAGUUUUUUUUUUUUGUUUUUUUUCAUUUUGUGUCAAUGCAAUGUAUAUUGGACAUGAUGCUCAAUAAAGUGUGUAAACAGAUUGUCCUGUAUCUUUGUUUGUGUUUUACAUUUUAGAUGAGAACACACUGGGUUCAAGUAUAUUAGACCCCUGCUCUGUAAUUGGAACCCAGGGAAUGGUGUCAGAUUUCAGAGCUGGCUUCAUUUCACUCUCGGGAGGAUCUUCUGGCUGCAACACGUACUGAGCUGAUAAAAAGAUGCUCGCAACAUCUCCGACUUAUCUACGGGAAAUAUCGGGAUUGUAAGUAACGAUGAGAAAGCGGGUUACAUUUGUUGAGCAGCUGAAAAAAGAAAACCUGUUAAACAAUGGAAGUGGUCACAUCUCAAUGAGGUAAGACCACAAUGUGAGUUUUAGAUUUGAAUGGAUGAAUUCAGAGGAUGUUCUUACUGCUUUAUUUUAUUUAUUUUUAGGUCUGCAGAGUCUAACCAGAGAUGCCCACAGGGUGAGUCAUAUAUACUCCCUUUAAAUGCUUGUCGUCAACAAACCUUUUGUUUUCAUUAUGGAAUUACAAAAUAGAUUAUAUGAAUGCAAAUUAUAUCUAAAAUAUAUAGUAGAUGGUUGCUGUCAAGUUGGUGACUCAUCUAAACCACUCUGUCUCAGUCAUCUGCUUUUGUCAUUUCUGGCGGUCUUUCAAUACAAGUACAAAGGAAAUAUGAGCAAAUUUAAAAGUAAUUGUUUUGCAGAUUGGCCCCUUUUUAUAUUGUUGUACAUAUAGAACUACUUUAUACAGUUGUACAUGUUGGGUAGUUUAUAACAAAUCAUAUUUUAGAGGCCUAGAAAGUUUGUAGGUAGAAUAUUCUGAAAAAUAACUAGUAACUGUAUCUGAAAUGGCUCUGAAAUAGUGCAGUAGCAGUAUAAGAAGUAUACGAACCUCAAAAUGUUAUGUGCUGUGUUGCUCAAUGGUAAUUGUUUUGUAAAUUCACAUCCCAGAAACAAAGGGCUCAUGUGGAUGCACAACCGAGAAACUUGCUUUAAAAAUAUAAAAUGUGCUGCUUAAGUAACACCACAGAUCUGUGAUAAGGCGUUGUUUUGCUGCAUGUUGCCUUCGGCAGGCUUCGAAAGUCGACCUAGUCAGCAAGUGAGAGAGAUGUGCAGAGGAACACACGGGAACGCUUCUGCAGGCGGCCAGCACAUGAAGACAAUACUCAUUCCCAAAUCCAUGAUGUCUGCACCCUUCUUACAGCAUCCAGCCCUCACAACUGGACAGAGACGCUACCUUUGCAGUAUAGCAAACGUGUACAGUACAGCGCACAUGAGGCAGCAGAUGAAGCAGCGCUAUCUCAACGUGCUGCACACGUGUGUGCAACCAGGUGUGUAUCUAAAUGUCUCUCAAACGCAGCCUUUGACCACAUCCGCUCAUCUCAUGUUGUGUUUUGUAUUUUUCCAGGUCAGAAUCCCUCCUGCAGAAGGAGGUUUGGGAUUCACCAGCACAGAGACGAUAGUACGCUCUCAAGGGAUGCAGAGAAGGACGUGGCGAGGGCGAAGCCUCAAGGGCAGAUGAAAAGCAGAAGCAGCAGCACAGCUAAUUCUGAUGUCUUACUUCCGAAAAUAGUCAACAGAUGACUGAAAUGGUUCCACUAUUUUGAGUGCAAGAAUGACCUUUAUGAGUCUUUAUGUUAAUCUUAGCAUCAAUACCUGGUGUGUUAUUCCACACAUUUUAAAAUAUGACGUUAAGCGUCCCUAACCAAGAACCGUGUGCAGUCUUAUUUACUUAGAUAUAAACAUAUUAUAGACCCCGCUGCAUAUAGAGCUAUAGUUUCAUAUUUACAUGUUGUUCAGUUAGUUGAAUCUCUAUUUGUCAUUGAUCAUAAAGUGUACUUGUAAAAAC